Messenger RNA from Notolabrus celidotus (New Zealand spotty), 899 nucleotides. It is a transcript of the gene med29, whose product is annotated as mediator complex subunit 29. Gene Ontology annotation, cellular component: mediator complex. The record is from RefSeq and is a predicted model, not a curated record. The transcript is spliced from 4 exons. Lineage: Eukaryota; Metazoa; Chordata; Actinopteri; Labriformes; Labridae. Gene Ontology annotation, molecular function: transcription factor binding; transcription coregulator activity. Bases 25 to 585 code for a protein of 186 amino acids. Gene Ontology annotation, biological process: regulation of transcription by RNA polymerase II.
GGAUAUUCCACUCUACUUCCGGUUAUGAUCCACUCAGCGCUGGGCAAGAUGGCGUCCCAGCAGCAGCCCGGUGUGCCGAUGGCACAAUCAGGAUUACAACAAGCCGCUUCAUUACAACAACAACAGCAGCAACUCAGCCAACAGCAGGAUUUCGACCCUGUUCAUAGAUUUAAGAUGCUAAUUCCUCAACUGAAGGAGAGUCUGCAGAAUUUAAUGAAGAUUGCAUCCCUGAAUUUGGCCCAUAACACGUCAAUUGACAACGGCAUGUUUAGCAAAAGUAGCGACACAUCUGUGCAGCGCUUUGAUAAAAGUCUGGAGGAGUUUUAUGCCCUGUGUGAUCAACUGGAGCUGUGUUUGCGACUGGCGUAUGAGUGCCUCUCCCAGAGCAUUGACAGCGCCAAACAUUCACCCAACCUGGUACCAACAGCCACCAAGCCAGACACAGUGCAGACUGAGUCCAUGUCUUAUGCCCAGUACCUCGGCAUGAUCAAGUCUCAGAUAUCCUGCGCCAAAGAUAUCCACAAUGCUUUGCUGGAGUGUUCCAAGAAGAUUGCAGGAAAGGGACAGCCUCAGGGAAUCAUAUAGACUGGGAUCUGACUCCAUAACUUUUCUGCUUUUCUGAUGAAAAUUUUCAUUUUUGGGGCUUUCCCAUAAUAUUCAAAUAGCGCUUUUGGUUGUGAUGCUGUUCCAUUUCUCAUGAUCCUGCGCAUUUUGAUUUAGAUGUAUUUUAUUUGUUAUUUUAAUUUCUGUUUCAUGCUAACACUUUGUAUAUAUUCCUAAGAAAAGGUCAUGUCCUGAACUGACCAGCAGGUGGUAGCAGAGUUGCACCCACCAGUUUAAUAUUCACAAGCCUUUUGUAGCCUUCUUGUAUUUAAUAUUAAAACUUGUAUACCAAUACA